Molecule: messenger RNA, 1743 nt
Organism: Striga asiatica
Lineage: Eukaryota; Viridiplantae; Streptophyta; Magnoliopsida; Lamiales; Orobanchaceae
Source: the annotation of a GenBank genome assembly
GUCGGGACUUUCCUGAAAGGUCAAAAUUUAUUACAAACAUCGCAUUAUUAUAACAAAAUAGACCAACAUUACAGAACACAAAAUUAUUAAUAUAAGAUAAAAAUUAAAAACUUUCAUCUUUGCUUUCAUUUCUUCCCUUCGAAAACCCCCGAAAUUCUUCUAGAAAUUCGCCUUCACUGCCAUUUCUUCUGCCCCGAUCACCUGCAAAUCGCGCGCUUUUGUUAAAUCUCCAGCUGGGCCUAUCUUGAAUCUCUGAAUUUCCCCAAGUUUGCGCCUUUAUUGCAAUAUUUGUCCCAAUUUUUUUCGCCCAUGAUGGGGGAAAGUACGAGGGACGAGGCGUUACUGGGCCAGCUCAGCGAGUCGGUCAGGGCGAUUUAUGAGUUGCCCGAGUGCAGAACGGUUUCCAGGAAGAUGUACUGUAAUCUGGUGAGAAGGGUGAAGCUUUUGAGCCCUCUGUUUGAAGAGCUUAAGGACGUUGGAGAAGACGGGGAGCUUGGGGACGACGUCGUUAGGGGGCUCAAGUCGCUCAAAAUAGCUCUUGACUCGGCCCUUGAACUGUUGAAAUCGGUCCAUAAAGGGAGUAAGAUUUUCCAGGCUCUCCAAGUCGAAAAAAUUGCGGCAAGAUUUGAAGACGUAACACAACUGAUCGAAGCUUCAUUAUGUCAGAUUCCCUAUAACGAACUCGAUAUACCCGAUGAAGUUCGAGAACAGAUUGAACUCCUACACCACCAAUUCAAACGAGCAAUAGCCCAAACCGAGACACCAGAUUUGCAACUCGUGGUGGACUUAGCCGCUGCACAAAUGGAGGAUGAUCCCGAGCCAUCGGUUUUCAGGCGACUUUCCGAAAAAUUGUUUCUUAGGACCACAGCCGAUAUAAAGAGGGAGCUGCUCACCAUUCAUGAGAUGGUCAUCUCAUGCGGUGGUGUACCUGAGGGAGUCUCGGAGGAGUACAUAGAGACAAUGUCGUACCUUCUGAGGAAGAUCAAGGAGUGUGUAAUGAUGGAUGGUACCGAAAAUGAUGCUACUACUGAAUUCGACAAGAACUCGAUCAAGCAUAGGUCCCCGAUCAUUCCCGAUGAUUUUCGCUGCCCGGUAUCUCUCGAGUUGAUGAAAGAUCCCGUAAUCGUGUCGACUGGACAGGGCGCAAUCGUCAACUCCGGCGCCAUCCCGGAUAUUGUCGCCGUCCUCCGCUCCGGUAGCCCGGAGGCCCGCGAGAACGCCGCCGCCGCCCUCUUCAGCCUCUCGGCCGCCGACGAGAACAAGGUGGCCAUAGGGGCCGCCGGGGCCGUGGCCGCUCUCGUCGACCUCCUCCGGACGGGGACUCCGAGGGGGAGAAAAGACGCGGCCACGGCUAUAUUCAACCUUUGCAUAUAUGGUGGGAACAAGGCGCGGGCCGUCAGGGCCGGGGUCGUGGGCCCGUUGAUGGGCUUUUUGAGGGAUCCGGGCGGCGGGAUGGCGGACGAGGCGUUGGCGAUACUUGCGAUCUUGGCGGGCCAUCCGGAGGGGCGGGCCGGGAUUGCGGGGGAAAGGCCCGUCCCGGAGCUUGUGGAGGUGGUGAGGACGGGUUCGCCGAGGAAUAGGGAGAAUGCGGCGGCGGUUUUGUGGGCGUUGUGUGCGGGAGGAGACGGGAGGUGGCUCAAGGGGGAGGAAGGGGCGGAGGAGGCGUUGAGGGAGUUGGCAGAGAAUGGGACGGAUAGGGCGAAGAGGAAGGCUUUGGCCGUGCUCGAGGUGCUUGGUUUGUGA